Molecule: messenger RNA, 1025 nt
Organism: Bombina bombina (fire-bellied toad)
Lineage: Eukaryota; Metazoa; Chordata; Amphibia; Anura; Bombinatoridae
Product: stomatin-like
Exons: 7
Coding region: 36-884 (282 amino acids)
Cellular component (GO): plasma membrane
Source: RefSeq, a predicted model, not a curated record
CCAGAAGACACAUUUUGUUUGUGAGCUCAGAAGUCAUGUCUGAAAGCCAUAAUGGUGAAAUCAAGUCAAAGAGUAUCACUGAGAGCGCAGGUACUUCUGAUACAGGACUCGGAUGUUGUGGCUGGUUUUUGGUGAUACUUUCCUACUGCUUUGUUGCAAUCACAUUUCCGGUGUCUGUAUGGAUGUGCUUAAAGAUUGUGAAGGAGUAUGAGCGCGCUAUCAUUUUCAGGCUGGGCCGCAUCCUGCGCGGAGGAGCAAAAGGACCAGGUCUGUUCUUUGUGCUGCCCUGCACAGACAACUUUGUGAAAGUGGAUAUCAGAACUAUUUCAUUUGACAUUCCUCCCCAAGAGAUUCUGACCAAGGAUUCAGUGACAGUCAACGUGGAUGGAGUCAUGUACUACCAGGUCAAGAACGCUACACUUUCUGUAGCUAAUAUUACAGAUGCAGACUCAGCCACCCAGCUCCUGGCCCAGACCACCCUGAGAAAUGUGCUGGGUACAAAGAGCUUGGCCCAGAUCCUGUCUGACAGGGAGGAGAUUUCCCAUAGUAUGCAGAGCACACUUGAUGCUGCUACAGACGACUGGGGUAUUAAGGUUGAACGUCUGGAGAUAAAGGAUGUAAAGCUCCCAGUGGAACUACAAAGAGCGAUGGCAGCUGAAGCUGAGGCUGCGCGAGAGGCCAGAGCUAAGGUUAUUGCUGCUGAAGGUGAGAUGAACGCCUCCCGGGCUCUAAAGGAAGCGGCAAUCGUCAUCUCAGAGUCGCCAGCCGCAUUACAGCUGCGUUACCUGCAAACCCUAAAUACCAUUGCAGCAGAAAAUAACUCUACAAUCGUCUUCCCUCUGCCUAUUGACAUGAUGCAAGGACUUAUGGGUAGCAGGAAGUAACAGCUCUGUUUGAUUCUAUGGCCCAUGAGAGCAGAAGAAUAUGUGAGAUAGAAAACACAUGCUUUAAUCAAUGAUAAAACAACAAUAACAAUGUUUUGCUUGCUGUAAAAAAAUAAAUAAUUUUUGUAAUUGUUUUUAUAA